Molecule: messenger RNA, 3554 nt
Organism: Oncorhynchus tshawytscha (Chinook salmon)
Lineage: Eukaryota; Metazoa; Chordata; Actinopteri; Salmoniformes; Salmonidae
Product: pinopsin-like
Exons: 5
Coding region: 399-1670 (423 amino acids)
Biological process (GO): G protein-coupled receptor signaling pathway; visual perception
Cellular component (GO): membrane; photoreceptor outer segment
Molecular function (GO): G protein-coupled receptor activity
Source: RefSeq, a predicted model, not a curated record
GGCGGGCAGAGCAAGAUGACCUCCGAGUACACACGGUGGACCACGGGGAGGGAAACACACACAUAUCCUUCACUGAGAGUUAACUGAACUUUACGCAGCCAGUCGGUGAGCGGGGCGCAGGAGAGGACUUCCGUUUCUACCCAGUGGAAUUCGGAGUUGCUUCACCUGAUGAAGGGAUGUUGUUUUCAGCUAACAGUGAACGAACAUUCACUUUUUUAGUGGUGUCCUUUUUCUCUCCAGCCCAUGAGCAGAGUUGGAUGUGAGUAAACACUACAAUGUUUCACGCGGCUGUUUGUGCUCCUCUCGUGAUGGGCUGACAGAGACAGAGAGACCGAACCAAAUGGAUUAUCUUUCCUCCAAACUCCAACAGCCACCUGUAGAGUAACUAACGGGCCGGUAUGAUAGUGUCUAACGUUAGUCUGAGCUGCGGCGUGAGCUGCCCAUGGGGAGUCAGUGACGGUAAAACGGUGGUCACGCAGGGAGGAGGCUCAGGUUCUCUGAGUCCUACGGGACAUCUCGUGGUGGCAGUGUGUCUGGGGUUCAUAGGUACAUUCGGUUUCCUCAACAACCUCCUGGUGUUAACGUUAUUCUGCCGGUACCAUACGCUGCGCUCGCCCAUCAACGUCCUGCUGUUGAGUGUGUGUGUUUCGGACCUGCUGGUCUGCGUGCUCGGGACACCGUUCAGCUUCGCUGCUGCCACGCAGGGCAGGUGGCUGAUCGGUAGGGCGGGAUGCGUCUGGUAUGGCUUCAUCAACUCCUGUUUGGGUAUCGUGUCUCUGAUCUCCCUGGCAGUGCUGUCCUAUGAGCGUUGCUGUACCAUGCUGUGUCGGAUGCAGGCGGAUGGUACUGACUUCGGUACAGCGGUGGCCGGAGUGUGUUUCUCCUGGGUCUACGCCCUGGCCUGGACACUGCCCCCGCUGCUGGGCUGGAGCAGCUAUGGCCCCGAGGGACCAGGAACCACCUGUUCAGUGGACUGGAGGACCCAGACACCCAACAACAUCUCCUACAUCGUCUGUCUGUUCACCUUCUGUCUGUUACUGCCUUUCUCUGUCAUAAUGUACAGCUACGGCAAGCUGCUCAGCGCUAUCAAACAGGUGAGCAAUGUGAGCACGGCGGUAACCCGUCGUCGUGAGCAACGUGUGCUGGUGAUGGUGGUAACCAUGGUAACGUGUUACCUGUUGUGUUGGCUGCCGUACGGUGUAGCGGCCCUGCUGUCGACCUUUGGCCCUCGCAACCUUUUGACCCCUGAGGUCACCAUAGUCCCCUCUCUGCUGGCCAAGACAUCUACAGUCAUCAACCCUGUUAUAUACAUCUAUAUGAACAGACAGUUCUACAGGUGUUUCAAGGCUUUGCUAAGAUGUUCUACUCCUGACCGAAGCUCCAGUUUGAAGGCGUCGUCACCGGCGACCAAAACUCUCGGGACCGUUCGCAAUGGAAACGGACACGGCGUGCCGGUUGUUUUGGCGUCAGUAGGCCCUCCCACUCCGACUGACUCUGCCAACAGUUCCUUAGUGGUAGCGGAUAACCUGCCACCGUCACCUCCCAAAAUCCCUCCCCCGGUCCAAACCACGCCCCCUCUCCAAAUCACUCCCCGGUCCAAACCACGCCCCCUCUCCAAAUCACUCCCCCUGUCCAAACCACGCCCACUGCCACUCCCAAACCAAGACUGACCCUCGUAGCUCACUACAAUGGAUAGAGAGAGAAAGGCUUUGUGUUCCCAAGACAUGAUGUACGUUAGGAGUAAGAAGGUCAUGGUAAGAUGGAGGUCUCUCUGAGUAGUAGUCAUUUGAAGCUGUGCAGUAGGUGGUUUUGUUCUUAUCAAUGUGAAUGAUCAGAAGUCUGACAGAUCUGUGGUGAGGAUAAAGUCCCCAGGAGUCACACACACACACACACACACACACACACACUGGCACGUAUAUACACAGUAACCAGUGGAAUUAUUUGUAAAUGAAUUGUUGAUUAGAUCAAUGAUGGUGAAAUGUUUUAUUUUGAGCACAAAAUUAUUUCUCUGAUGGCUCAGGUCAGGAACAUUGUUCCAGGGUAAGCUGAUCCUAGAUCUGUGGCGAUGAGCAACUUCAACCUGAAGUAGUCUCUCUAGACAGACGGGUUGCCUCCCACAAUGUACCAAUGUUCAAGCUUAACAUGCCUGUUUGUAUACAACAUCAGUUUGACAUAGAGGAAAGGGCCCUUCGGCUUUCUUACAAAUCUAAUCAAAUCAAAUUGUAUUUGUCACAUGAGCCGAAUACAACAGGUGUAAACCUUACGGUGAAAUGCUUACUUACAAGCCCUAAACCAACAAUGCAGUUUUAAGAAAAAUAUGACUAGGGUUGCUGGAGUCUUUGACCAUUUUUAGGGCCUUCGUUUGACACCGCCUGGUAUAGAGGUCCUGGAUGGCCAUAGUCACUGCCUUAUCCGCUUGUUGCCCUACCGUAAACAUCCCCCAGACACGAAAUGGUAGCCAGCAAGAUGGAGUUCAGGGAGGUUUUUUAAUGAGGGCAUUUUGCAAGGGGCUAGUUUGCAUCAACUACCUUCACUAAAACCACUGCAAAGGUUUUGCCUGCAAACUUUGUUUUCGAAUCGGGACGUUCUGGCAUGUCUGCCUCGUGAUUUGUUGGGAGAGUUGUCUGUCUGAAGAGGACCGUCCCCCGAUAGUUUUCCUUUUUUUUGUUUUCUUGAGGUUUACCAAGAGAGUCCGUCAUUAAUCCCAGUGCUGUUGCUGCCCUUUGUCUGAGAUUUCCGAGAUUAAACCUGAAGUGAAGGAUUAGCAUGUUAGCAUUUGGUUUUGAGAGUAAGCAUGCUAGCAACAAGACAAGCAUUAGCGCAUUAGCCUGUUUGUAUUGGGCUUGAAUGGAGAAUUAGUAUGCCAGCAAUGAAACAAGCGUGAGUCUGUUUGUAUUAGAUUUGAAUGGAGAAAUAGCAUGCUAGCAAUGACAAAAAUAACAAUUUGCUUUGGGUUUGAAUGAAUGAUUAGCAUGCUAGGGGUAGACCUUACAGUCAGAGAUGGGGAAUCAGCACACCAGCAACUGAGAGGAUUUAAUUAAAAAACACAUUAGCUAUGUCACAACAACAAAUUACACCAAGCUACAAAAAUAGGGCAAGCUUGUUCUUUUAUUCACUAUUAGCUACAUUAAUUAAUAGUAUGUUUUAGCUAUGCAGGAACAUUUCAGAGAGACACUGUUUUUUGGCAGAGAACAUAUUAUUUGAUUAGGUUUUUGAUUAUGUUUUGUUGCCUAAAGAGCAGGAUAUUCUGUGCAUUUAGUUGAUAUAAGGAUUAUUGAUGGGUUCUCUGACCCUGUUUCCAUGCUUCGUACAGAAGCACUGAUUGAAGAUUUGAUACACAAGGGGAUUUGAUACAGUGUGUUAAGCAUUUCAUAAUAAUAUAAUUUGAAGUAACAUUUUGUGCAAUUAUAAAUGUUUAUAUAUACUGUAUAUAUAUAUAUCCCAGAGAGAAGAAGAUAAGUCUGUCUGUACAGCCUCUUACAGAGGAUUGGAGAAGGGAAGAGAAGCGGGGAGAGGAGAAGAGAAGAGACGAGACGAAGGAGAAUAGAAAAGGA